GGUGACCUCCUCGGCCAAGGCUCCUCCGGCGAGGUCAGGAGCGCCCUCUACAACGGUACCACCGUCGCCGUCAAGACUCUCUGCUCCCAGCUCGACGUCCGCUCCAACGAGGGCAAGGACCUGCUCAAGGAGAUCGGCAUGAUGAGCCACGCGUUCCGGCACAAGAACGUGGUUGAUUUCUACGGCAUCUACGAGCACGACGGGCUGCCGUGGCUGGUGAUGGAGCUCAUGCCCGGCGGGAGCCUCGAGCACUACUACGAGGCCAAGAAGCGCUCCCGACUCGACGGGCGCUGGCGGCCCAAGACGAGGAGGGCGGUGUCGUGGGUGGAGGACAUCCUGAGCGCGCUGGCGUACCUGCACUCGCAGAAGCCGCCGGUGAUCCACCGAGACAUCAAGCCGGCGAACAUGCUGCUGACGGGGGACGGGAGGACGGUGAAGAUCGGAGACUUCGGGCUCAGCCGCAUGUUUGAAUGCAGUAGCAGACUUGAGCUGACGGGUACGACGGGGACGUACCGGUACAUGGCGCCGGAGAUCUUCCGGGGAGAGACUCGGUACACUGCAGCAGUGGACGUGUACUCGUUCUCGCUGGUGAUGUGGUACAUCUUCGCCGGCGAGCAUCCCUUUGCCGAGAUGGAUGGACACACGGUUGUGAGCAUGGCGGCGAGACAAUACAUUCGCCCGGGGCUGUCGAGCGUUGCAAGGAUGCCGAGGGAGCUACAGGAGAUGAUGAAGCGGGCAUGGGCGGGGAGGGGGGAGGAACGGCCGGGGGCAGAGGAGCUACUGGAGGAGGUGGAGGCAUGGAGAGGAAAGAAUGUGAGCUGUGUAAGCUAUUUCGGAUGGAAUCGCAGUCGCGGAAAACGAUACCCGGAAAUUUGUUCUAAAAAUUGUUAG
Molecule: messenger RNA, 891 nt
Organism: Guillardia theta CCMP2712
Lineage: Eukaryota; Cryptophyceae; Pyrenomonadales; Geminigeraceae
Exons: 2
Biological process (GO): protein phosphorylation
Molecular function (GO): ATP binding; protein kinase activity
Source: RefSeq, a predicted model, not a curated record